This is a messenger RNA of Aegilops tauschii subsp. strangulata, 603 nucleotides long. NCBI's taxonomy places the organism in Eukaryota, Viridiplantae, Streptophyta, Magnoliopsida, Poales, Poaceae. The record is from RefSeq and is a predicted model, not a curated record.
AUGACUUCCGCCUCUGUUCCGAUCGAGACGAUUGCAUCUGGCGUCACCGCCGCCGGACCGAUCGUCGCUGAAUCCAUCUCCUCUGUCCCGCUGCAUGCAACGCCAUGCAUGCCCCAGCAUGGCUACGGGCCGCACGCUCCUGCCUCGUUAGCACAUGGCUACGAGCUGCAUGCUGCUGCAUCAUUCCAGAUGGCUGGCUUUACCCCGCCGCCCGCACAUGGCUACAGGCCACACGUCUACGGCGCCAUGCAACACGACGCGUCGCCCGCAGGAGCCGCAGCCGGGCACUACUCUGUGUCAUCUACGGGGCACUACGUGGCCGCGCAUGUGACUUCGUCCAGUACGUCGUCCGCGGCUCUCUGCAACACACCUGCGGCGCCAUACAGUACACCGGCGAUCUACGGCGGGUACCAGCCGGCUCCUCCGAUCGCACCGUACUACGAUGCUCCUGCUCCGUCCCCGGCUUCAUCAACUGCACCACCACCGCCGCCCGGAUGGCGCCCAUCUCCUGGUCCAUGGACAGGGCUAGUCCAGGCGUGGCCUAUGCCCUGGUCCGCCCCUACGCCAUAUGGUGCCCCGCCUGCCUAUAUCGGUGGCUGGUAG